Molecule: messenger RNA, 1104 nt
Organism: Lactuca virosa
Lineage: Eukaryota; Viridiplantae; Streptophyta; Magnoliopsida; Asterales; Asteraceae
Source: the annotation of a GenBank genome assembly
AUGGCGGUCACCAGCAGUAGCACUACAGCUUCUGAAGGAAUUCAAGGAACAAAAUCUUCAGCAACAAUUGUUUUAACAAACUCGCCACACAAUCAAUUCUUUGUUUGGAGAGAGUUCUUAUGGGGAGCCCUUGCUGGUGGCUUUGGGGAAGGGAUGAUGCACCCAAUUGAUACCGUGAAAACUCGAAUCCAAAGUCAAGCCAUUUUGACUCAAAGCCAGAAUCAAAAGACUAUAUUACAGAUGGUCAGAGCUGUCUGGGGUGCUGAUGGUUUAAGAGGUUUUUAUAGAGGGGUGGCACCUGGGGUAACUGGAUCUCUUGCAACGGGUGCAACAUACUUUGGUGUCAUAGAAUCCACCAAAAAGUGGAUUGAAGAAACACAUCCGAAUCUUGGAGGUCAUUGGGCCCAUUUCAUUGCUGGUGCUUUAGGAGAUACACUUGGGUCUUUUAUAUAUGUUCCUUGCGAGGUGAUUAAGCAACGUAUGCAGGUUCAAGGAACAAAGAAAUACUGGAGUUCAGUUGUGAUGAAAGAUGGUGCAUCUGAUGCCAGUUUGAGUAUGUAUGGAUACUAUUCUGGAAUGUUUCAAGCUGGAUGUUCAAUAUGGAAAGAUCAAGGACCAAAGGGACUAUAUGCAGGGUAUUGGUCUACACUUGCAAGGGAUGUCCCAUUUGCUGGUUUAAUGGUUACGUGUUAUGAAGCGUUGAAAGAAGUAACAGAAUACGGGAGGCAAAAGUGGUUCCCUAAUUCAAGAUUCCAUGUCAAUAGUUCUUUUGAGGGGCUUGUAUUGGGAGGAAUAGCUGGAGGUGUUAGUGCAUAUCUUACAACUCCUUUAGAUGUAAUCAAAACAAGGCUACAAGUACAAGGCACAAUCGUAAGAUAUAAUGGUUGGAUGGAUGCAUUUCGUAGAAUAUGGUUGAUUGAAGGUGCAAAGGGGUUUUUUAGAGGAAGCAUUCCACGGGUGAUAUGGUAUGUUCCAGCUUCUGCACUUACAUUCAUGGCUGUUGAAUUCCUCAGAGACCAAUUCAAUGAGACAAAGACACCAAACACAGAUACAGUCACUAGCUUAAUAUUAGACAAAAGUAAGCCUCCUUUGCAACAAAAUUAG